This is a messenger RNA of Daphnia carinata, 2080 nucleotides long. Its product is annotated as zinc finger protein SNAI2-like. Gene Ontology annotation, molecular function: DNA-binding transcription factor activity, RNA polymerase II-specific; RNA polymerase II cis-regulatory region sequence-specific DNA binding. Bases 398 to 1735 code for a protein of 445 amino acids. The transcript is spliced from 4 exons. NCBI's taxonomy places the organism in Eukaryota, Metazoa, Arthropoda, Branchiopoda, Diplostraca, Daphniidae. Gene Ontology annotation, biological process: regulation of DNA-templated transcription. The record is from RefSeq and is a predicted model, not a curated record.
GAGGUGGGGUCCAUGUGUGCACGUGGUGGUCGGUCGGCGGUAAUUUUUAGAGGCACCGGGACACUGAAGAUGUUGGCAUUCGUUCCAAACAUCUCGUGGUGAUAGCGUGUGCUCUCUCGGCGUCCCUCACGGCCAAAAUUUCGAUUUCAAUUGGACACAAAAAAAAAAAAACGUUAGGGCGUCGGGCCUUAUUGUACAUUUCGCUGAACCUUAUAUUGCUGUCACGUUGGGCUAGUUGUACUGUCAUUAGCGUUCGUUGGAUUUGCAAUUACAAGAUCGCGAUCCUCUAGUGAAAUUCGCAGCUCAAGUGUUUCUUUAAAUUGCAUCACACAAUCCCCGACCUUUUUUUUUUUUUUUAAUCGAACAGUCUGCCUGUCGGAUCAUCAGGAUCAAAAAAAUGCCUAAAUCGUUCCUGUUUACUCAUCGACGUUACAACAUCAGCCCCGUUCCUGCCGAAGAGGCAGCAACGAUUGCAUCAUCGAUCAGGAAUGCUAAAGAUGACGUCCCUGCUGUUGUCUCCGUGGUCAAACAAGUCCAGCAACCACAGCGUUGCAAUCAGCAACAACAUCGGAAGGCGGGCAGCAAUCCGCAAACCUAUCCAGCGUUCCCUCUGUCGCCUGGCCAAGGAACUGUAGCCGAGCUCAAGUCACCUGGACGGCCGCAAUCUGCCCGCAUUUCUCCCGUCAUAGGCAGUGGUAGUGCUGGGACACCUGAUGGCCGCCUCCAGCACCACGGCACUACGAUACCCGAAGAGAUGUACAAUCUGUUCCAGUUGGCCGAAGUCAGUCUGGCUACUUCAGGCGGGACUGAAUUCCGUUCCGUGCUGGAACGCUGGCGCCAUCAGCAGCAAGGCUUGGUGAUGGCGCGAGCCUUGAAAAGCCCAGUUGUCAAAAUGCUGGACAUGUCCAACUGCUCCAGUCAUUCAACGCCCGUGCUGGAUAAGCCGCUGGAUUUGAGCCGCGACCCAGCAACAACGGCCACGGCCAGCGAAGUCCGCAUUUUGACACCGUCGCCAUCACCGACUCCAUCCGAGACUCAUCUCACCAUUAAUCUCGGCCUGCGCAAGAAAUCACCGCAAUCCAGCAGGGCCGCCUCGUCUGAAGCGGACGACGAUGAAGACGACGACGAUGAUGAAGAUGUCGAUGAAAUGGAUGCCACAGAUUCUUGCUGGUCACCUCACGAUGUCACUUCGUGCAAGUCCGUCUCUGUCGCUGUGAAAGGGCCAGGUGCAAGCAAUAGCAGCAACAGUGGCGACAGUCACACAGGGCCAGACGGACAUGAAUGUCCUGAUUGUGGAAAGCGUUACAGCACUUCAUCCAACCUGGCCAGACAUCGACAGACUCACCGAUCACCAGCUGAUCAAAAGGCGAGACGCUGUCCUCAUUGUGACAAAGUUUACGUUUCAGUUCCAGCUUUCUCAAUGCACGUCCGCACUCACAGCCAGGGUUGCAAGUGUCCUUACUGCGGUAAAUCAUUUUCCAGGCCGUGGCUGUUACAGGGCCACAUACGAACUCAUACGGGCGAGAAGCCGUUUACCUGCCAAAUAUGCGAAAAGGCUUUCGCCGACAAGUCCAAUCUGCGCGCACACAUUCAGACUCAUUCCAAUUUGAAGCCGUUCACGUGCCAACGUUGCGGCAAAGCCUUCGCUCUCAAGUCCUAUCUCUACAAGCACGAAGAGUCGUCGUGCAUGAAAAUGGUCACCAAAGGUCCCGCUCCUGAUCCCAAAGACGAUUAAAAAUCCAGUCAGUUCAAUAGCCCUAUAACACUAAAGAUACAAAGAUUAGUCUCGAUCGGCUCUUAUUGCCAAAAUUAUACAUACUUACGAUUCUCUCCAUUGAUAGACAUUUAGGAUUCGCCAUUUUUUUAUGCAAAAAGGACCUGGUUUUUAUAAGAGCAUUAUAAAUUUAAAGGAAAAAAAAAGGAUGAUUAUUCUAAGUCCCGUAAAACUGUGUGUAGAUAGAAGUAAGUGUUUCUCCUUUUUUUUUUCCUCUUCUGUUUUCAAAUACUUGGUAUAUUGAAAUCAUAACAAACAGCUAGGCACUCCAAAGAAAAAUGUGUUUUGCGGUCAAACUGUUCUAGC